GGAGUACGGCGAUAAAUGGCGUAUGAUCCGCAAACUUGUACACAAUAGCCUCAAUAUCAAGGCUGCCCGAACAUACGUUCCGUAUCAGGAUCUAGAAAACAAGGCGAUGCUCAACGCCUUUCUCGAAACUCCUAGUCAGUUUAUUCACCACUUCCGGAGAUACACCAACUCUCUGUCGACGCAAAUGUUAUUUGGCUUCCGCACCAUUAACAAUGAUGACCCAAGGCUUAAACAGCUCUUCCGUAGUUUUGAGGGGUUUAGCGACGUCAUGGGGUCAGGUGCUGCCGCUUUACUCAACGCCUUCCCUCUGCUAAGACAUCUUCCGGAUGUUUUCUUGCCGAUGAGAAGGCAUGCGCAGGAGUUACACCGGGCAGAAGCUGCAUUAUUCCUAGGGCAUUAUCGGGAAACGAAAGAGAGGGUCAAGAUAGGCGAAGCAAAACCGUGUUUAUGCGUCGACCUUGUUCGAGCCCAAGACAAGGAAGGCUUCUCAGAUCUUACUGCCGCUUAUGUCAGCGGGUCAUUAUUAGAAGCCGGGUCGGAUACGACAUCGGCCACAUUAGUAGGAUGGUCCCAAGCCAUGCUUCUCUUCCCUGAAGUUUGUAAAGCUGCCCAAGCCGAAAUCGAUCGGGUAUGUGGAGACCGGCUCCCGGAUCUAAACGACCUCCCCGAUCUUCCUUACAUUCGUGGUUGUAUGAAAGAGAGUCUGAGGUGGAUGCCAACUGUGAUUCUUGGUGUACCACAUGCUACUGUUCGUGAUGACGAAUACAUGGGUUACAAGAUCCCAAAGGGUGCCGGUGUGAUCUUGAACGUCUGGGGAAUAUCAAACGACCCGAAGCGGCAUCCGAACCCUCGAAAAUUCGAUCCAACCCGUUGGGCUGGUGAUAAUCAGACUUCGGUAGAAGCUGCGAACAACCAGGACGCGUCCAAGCGCGAUCACUUUGUAUUUGGUGCUGGCCGUCGGCUAUGUCAGGGAAUGCAUAUUGCGGACCGAUCUCUCUUCUUAGCCAUGUCGAGACUACUUUGGGCUUUCGAUUUCGAAAGACCAAUUGACGAGAUCACCGGAAAGGAGAUUAUUCCUAACAUAGACGCGCUAGUUCCAGAUGGCGGAACGUUCGUUCAACCCGAACCCUUCGAAGCGGUAAUUAAGCCUAGGAGCGAACAGAAAGCUCAGCGGGUCCGAGAAGAGUGGAGCAAGGCAACGGAACUUCUUGAUGAUGAAAUGCAAUGGAAGGCUGUCCCCGAGAAUUUAAUCUGGAGAGAUUAUGAACCGGCCGAAGUUGCGGCAAAGGCUUGAUUAGUAAAAGCUAUCCAGUCACAAGCCCUUUAUUAGCUGCGGCUGGCUGCGUUAGAUAAGGAUUUCUUGCCGGAUUCACACUUGUAACAUAUUUAUUGGACGAGACCAUGUUUGAGGGGGUCAUUAAUAUAUGCGGGCAUGUAUGUAAGAGACGGGAUGGAUGGAUAUAGAUGGAUAUGGAUGGAUAUGUGGAUGAAUAUGGAGUAGUACGUAAGUAGCAGAAUGAUGUAUCGAGAACAAUACGAAGUACGAGG
Annulohypoxylon maeteangense is the source of this 1548-nucleotide messenger RNA. Its product is annotated as cytochrome P450. Lineage: Eukaryota; Fungi; Ascomycota; Sordariomycetes; Xylariales; Hypoxylaceae. Gene Ontology annotation, molecular function: iron ion binding; monooxygenase activity; heme binding. The transcript has 4 exons. Bases 23 to 1294 code for a protein of 423 amino acids. The record is from RefSeq and is a predicted model, not a curated record.